Uloborus diversus is the source of this 1555-nucleotide messenger RNA. RefSeq names its product inositol-pentakisphosphate 2-kinase-like (gene Ipk1). Gene Ontology annotation, molecular function: inositol-1,3,4,5,6-pentakisphosphate 2-kinase activity; ATP binding. The record is from RefSeq and is a predicted model, not a curated record. NCBI's taxonomy places the organism in Eukaryota, Metazoa, Arthropoda, Arachnida, Araneae, Uloboridae. Gene Ontology annotation, cellular component: nucleus. The coding region runs from base 114 to 1442 and encodes 442 amino acids. Gene Ontology annotation, biological process: inositol phosphate biosynthetic process. The transcript has 13 exons.
GUAAACAAACAUGGCGAUCCGGUAGCAAGCCGUUAGCAAAAAACCAAGGUUUUUCCUUGGAAUAAUUACUUAUCAAUUUCUUAAUUCACUUGAUAUUAUUCUGGUUCUUUCAAAUGUCUCUCGAUAUUUCGCCAGAGAAUUGUAGUUACCGUGGCGAAGGAAAUGUUGGACUCGUGAUUAGUUUGAAAAAGGAAGAAAAAGUCUUAAAGUUAAUUAAGCAGGAGAAUGGUUCUGUGGUUGUCAAUCAUGAGGAAUCUUUCUUUAAAGAAUUGGAAAAUCAAGUUAAAAUUGUUGAAAAUGUUAUGAAGCCUCUGCUUGGAAAUGCUUUUGUCAAUACUCCUGUGAUAGUACACUUACAAAAAGAUGAGAUUAAAAUGAUCAACGGCAUGGUCGACAAAUUUAGACCAGGCAGUAGGCAACAUAAAAGUGUUAAAGAAGAAGAUUGCCAUGUUUUCAUGCUACCUGACUACUGCUCCUUGCCUCCUCAUAUGAAAAUGUUUCCCUCAUUUGGGCCUGUGAUAAGCAUUGAAAUAAAACCAAAGCAAGGAUUUGUACUGAGUGAUAAUGAUUCUAGUCUAUCUCCAAACUCCUAUAGUACCUGCCGGUUUUGCUUAAUGCAAGGUUAUAAAAUGCGAAGAGGAGUAAUCUCAAGUCGAAGUGCAUAUUGUCCAACAGAUUUAUUUUCUGGGUGCUCUUUGCGUAUGCUCCAUGCUUUAAAGAUGUUGCUCAAGUCUCCCCAGAACAAUUUUCGAAUGUUCAAAGACCAAAAACUAGUCUAUUCAGAAGAAAAGAAGGAAGACUUAAACAAAUUGCUCUCGGAUUUCUUUGAUUCAGAAAAGAAAAGUAGCUACUCAGACAUGUUGUGCAAUCUAGUCAUCAAAGCAUUGCUGGAACCUUUUGAAGAGGGAUCAUACAAAUUUCUAGUCCACCUAUUGAAUAAAAUUUCACAAAGAUGUGCCAAUUCUAACCCAUGUGAAGAAAACGAAUUUUGUCAUAAGUUGCCACGUGGCUGUGUGCUUGAGAGAAUAUUAAAUGUUCAAAGUCUAGACACAAUGGAAUUAACAAAGUUGUACCCUUUGUAUCGCAAAAUCAUUGUCAAUUCGGAACAAUCAUCAGAUUACGUUGGAUGUAUUUCAAGGUAUUCAAUUCCUUCACAUGUAGGAGAAAAUCUGAAGCAGUCAAAUGAAUCUGAUUAUCAUUUUGCUUCUAGAAAAGUCUGGGAGUUUCUAGUAGCAUUAACAAUGAAAGACUGCUCAAUUAUGCUUGCAUUCAAAAAGGUGCUAAAUUGCGGAUUAAAACUACGUAACCAGAAUGUGAUCUCUGAUGAUUAUGGGAAUUCAUACCUGAUGUCCAUUGCCAUUGCAGAUCUAGACAUUAAGCACAUCAGUAAAGUGGAAAAACUGUAUAAGGAAAGACCGUUUCUUUUAGAGUCUUGUGCUUAAACAACAUCUGUGAUGUUAAAUGUGUUUCAUUACAUUAAAUCCCAUAAAGUAUAAAUGUAAGCCAAGUAUUUUUUUAUGUUAGUUGCAUUCAAUAAACAGUUAAUGCACUCCAA